GCACCUGCCCACAAAGUUGCUGGUAGCCGCCAUCCCAAUGUAGUGUCAUCCCAAGCUAAAGGGAAGAGGAAGGCACUUGCCACAACUGAGCCACCAACCAAGAAAAGAUUGGGUUGUGGUGGUUGUGCUUCAGGUACACCAAAUUACAAUGAUGACAAUGUUGCUGCCCUGCUUGAUGCAUGCAUGAACUGUCUUCCGCUUGGCACAAAGGGUUGGCUUGCUGUUGAGGAAGAGUUUGCUGCAUGGGCAGAUAGCCAUGACUGUCCCACUUGUCCCACAAAAUCUCUUGAACUUAAGUUUAAGCAGUUGGUUUGCACUACAAAGCCAACUGGUGAUGCUGAGUGCCCUCCUUACAUUGAAUGUGCUCAUGAAAUCAACGACUGCAUGAAUGAGAAGGCUGGCACCUGGGAUCUUGAUGACGAUGAAUUUGCCGAU
Molecule: messenger RNA, 435 nt
Organism: Suillus fuscotomentosus
Lineage: Eukaryota; Fungi; Basidiomycota; Agaricomycetes; Boletales; Suillaceae
Exons: 2
Source: RefSeq, a predicted model, not a curated record